This is a messenger RNA of Onthophagus taurus, 669 nucleotides long. NCBI's taxonomy places the organism in Eukaryota, Metazoa, Arthropoda, Insecta, Coleoptera, Scarabaeidae. The record is from RefSeq and is a predicted model, not a curated record.
AUGAUUCUGAUAGAAGACUGUUUUGGUAAUAAGGUAAGAGCACGAGCGCUUCUGGAUAGUGGCUCUACUGCAAAUUAUUUAACUGAAUCUCUGACAAGAAAACUUAGAUUGAAAACUGAAGAAAAAUUGGUAAAAAUUUCUGGAGUUAACGGUUCAUCAUCUUGGGUGAAAAAUAUUGCAACAACGACAGUUGCUUCAGAAAGAGGAAAAUUUGCAACGACUUUAUCUUUUCUAAUCAUUAGUAAAAUUACUGAGAACAUUCCCGCUGUGAAGCUAUGUACAUCUGAAUUCAAACUACCAGGGGAUGUUCAUUUGGCUGAUCCUAGAUUUUUUAUUUCAAGAAAGAUAGACAUUUUAUUGGGUGCACAGAUAUUUUAUGAGUUAAUUCUGGACGGGCAGAUUAAAUUAGAUACGAUUACAUUGAGAGAAUCUCACUUCGGAUGGUUAGUCACCGGAACACUGCCCACGGUGAACCAUGUAACAUGUCACCAAACGUUUCACAAUGUCAACAACAUAGAGAUUUCUGUCGAGAAAUGGUGGGAGAUGGAUGAUGCAGGGGAAGAAACGGAUUUUAGUUUGGAGGAGUUGAAGUGCGAAAAGAGUUUUAAAGAUUCAACACGAAGAAACAAGGAUGGUAGAUUUAUUGUUGGCAAUAAAAAGAUUUCGUAA